AUGAAAAUCACCAUCAGAUUGUCCACCGAGGCGUCCUACUCCGUGACCGUCUCUGACGCCUGCACUGUGGACGAGCUCCUCCAGUUGGCUCGUGCCAGCUGUCCGGAUGCCACCAAAUUACCCGCCAGUUUCAAGCUCAUACACAACGGAGAGCGGUUGGCGCCUGGCGACCAGCACAUCCUGCAUUGGAUGGCGCCGGACGCCGACGCCACCGUCAUCCUCAUGAGCGAGGGCUGCGACAACCCCCUUGGAGCCACCGCUGGCGCAGGCGCUGCGGGCGUCUCCCACACCACGGCGCCAGCCAAGAAGCGCAAGGCCAGGUGUACGUUCCAGACGUGCAAGGCGUUGCCGUUGCGCAACGUCGGACUGUGCAGCUACUGUUCCGGCAAGUUCUGCGCCAAGCACCGCCUUUUGGAAGACCACAUCUGCCAGGGCCUCCAGCACUGCAAGGACAAUGCACACGAGAAGAACGCCAUGAAGUUGCAGAGCGAGAAGACCAUUGCCAGCAGAGUAUAG
Messenger RNA from Suhomyces tanzawaensis NRRL Y-17324, 516 nucleotides. RefSeq lists its product as uncharacterized. The record is from RefSeq and is a predicted model, not a curated record. Bases 1 to 516 code for a protein of 171 amino acids. The transcript has a single exon. Lineage: Eukaryota; Fungi; Ascomycota; Pichiomycetes; Serinales; Debaryomycetaceae. Gene Ontology annotation, molecular function: zinc ion binding.